AUGCACUCCGAGGACCUGCACGCCUGGUCUAUAUACAGGCAGAAUCUGAACUCCGACUUUACAGACAGCGCGCUAGGCAGCACCGACAAGAGUCCUCUGCCCUACGGAAACUUCCAGCUCAGAGAUACGACAGUGCAAUCCAUACUCUCCCAUCCACGAUAUGGCCCAAAAUCUGCCCUUGGUUCCAACAUGUACACCUACCUAAAAUUCGGAUUGCCUCGAGUUUUCCCGCCGAACCACAAUGGCUCUCAACGAUCUGGUACGCCCAAACCAAAGACCUCCAUUGGGAGCGGCAUGAAAUCUGUACCAAGGGUUCAAAGACAGAGUCGAGGCGUACGCGAAACUUCAUCUGGGUAUGAUAGCUCGGACAAUGAAACCUCCACCAACUACAAGUAUAGUCGCAAAUACCGCUCCGACCCCGAUUUUAGAAUGCAAAAUUUACACCCAUCGUAUCAGCACGCGACGGGCGUGCCGCUGGCGGCGAUGCAAGCGGCAGGCGCGCGCUCGCAGUGGGCCGCCGCACGGCUGCGCUCGCACAGCGAGGCCAACCUGCUAGCAGCCGAGCGCGCGCACCGCCGCCGCCCCAGCGCUACCGAGUACGCGCCCGACAACGACCACAACAGUUACUUGAUGCCUUCAUCGCACCUUGGCGGCCGCAUGUCCAAAGCCGGAAGUCACUUAUCACUAGCACAAUCCAGGAAGCACUCCACACUACGACCUGGUGAUCAACUGGAUGGUUAUACGCACUCGGCGUACAUCUAUCCCAAUUAUUACGUAAACAGUCUGGAAAUCACAUCUCCAGAAAACAAGUCGACUCUCCUUGUGUCUGGGCUAAGCUUCGAGGUUAAAUCUGGGGAGAUAUUGGCAGUCUUGGCUACAUCCCAACAUGAGGCUACUGGGCUUUUGGAUGUACUCGCUGGAGUCCGGAAGAAAUUAUCAGGAGACAUUGUGUUAAAUGGUCAACCGGUGGCAUCCUCUACACUUCGCAAAGUAGCAGCCUACGUACGGAAGGACACGUCUCUAUGUCCGUCGAUGACCGUAGAGCAUACGUUGCGGUUCCACGCGGCUUUGCGGAGGCCUAGACAUAACCAUAAUCAGGUCAAAAUGGAUGACAGGGAUCAGAUAAACCUUCUUAUAGAAGAAUUGGGGCUUGAACAAGUUCGAGACACAAAUGUGAGUCGGUUGACACGUUCAGAAAUCCGAAGACUUAACGUUGCCUGUCAACUAUUGUUAGACAUGGCAGUACUGAUACUGGACCAACCUACUAAAGAAAUGGACAUUUUCGACACCUUCUUCCUCGUGGAAUACUUGAGGAACUGGGCUAGUACUGGACGCGUCGUCAUAAUGUCAUUGCACCCACCUACUUAUGAAAUAUUCGCUAUGCUUACUAAGGUUGUUCUGAUAUCAGCUGGUAGGACAAUGUUCAGUGGAUAUAGAAGAGACAUGUUGCCAUAUUUUGCCUCAAUCGACUACCCAUGUCCUGCUUUCAAAAAUCCAUCCGAUUACUAUUUGGACUUAGUGACUCUAGAUGACCUAUCAGCGGCCGCAAUGCUGGAGUCGUCCGGGCGCAUCGAGGCCCUGGCGGGAGUGUUUGCGGGCGCGCAAUCGCCGCCGGAGCCACCGCCGCCCGUGCCGCUGCCGGCGCCGCUUCACCGCCCCAACGCACUGCUGCAAGCUUUCGCCCUUACCGAGAAAAGCUUGUUGUACACCCAAAUGGGCACUCUCUCCAAUGUAAUUACGCGGAUAAUAAUAGCGGCAGUCAUGUCACUCGUCACAGGAACCGUGUUCUGGGAUCUGCCGGCCACAGAUGCUAAGCUUACACAAAACGAUAGGGUUGGUUUCCAUUAUUCGGUAAUGUGUUUGUCGGCAUGGCCGUUACUACUGUGGCUGAGUGCCAGAGAGGCCAGCUCCAUGCGACAUUACGUGGAAAGGGACAUCGCAGUCGGACUGUAUUCGAGGCCGGUGUUUAUACUUUUUGACCAAUUCCUCGAACUUUGGUCUGCGAUACUAACAUGGUUAGCAUACUUGGUGCCAAGUUACGCGAUGAGCGGUUUGUACGCGCAGUCACCCGGCUCACUUGACGGUUUCUAUAUUUAUUUAGGGUAUAUGCUGCUAUACCUAAUCAGCAUACAGAUGCUUUGCCGUGCAAUGGUGUUCCUUGUUCCAAUGGAGAAGACCUCCUCUGUAGUAUCAGGCUUAGUUCUGCUUCUCACCACAUUGGUGAACGGCGUGAUGCUACACCAACAAGAUUUACCUUCGUAUGCCCGCUGGCUGGAAUACGUCUCCCCUUCAAGAUGGACUUUGCCGGAGAUUCUACAGCGGGAGCUCAGUGAAAUAGCUUUGAAAAGUAGCAUCAGUAAAGAAAUUAGAUGUACCAAUAAACAGAGACCAUAUCAAGACAUAAUAGUACAAUCGCCAUGCCCACCUCCUAACGGAACUCAAGUGCUAUCCAACUACGAGUACUUAAGAUCUGACAACAUAUGGGAGUGGAACGAGCAGAGCUUCCUCAUAGCUCUAGCUGUUUUCUAUGCGGUUUUCGCUCUAGUCGCCAUAAUAGCUUUUGUAGUAGACUGUACUAAAUACGUUAAGAGUAAAGAGAGGAAGUCGUUAAAGGGGCACAAAGUUACUGUGAACACACCUUAA
Molecule: messenger RNA, 2643 nt
Organism: Parnassius apollo (apollo)
Lineage: Eukaryota; Metazoa; Arthropoda; Insecta; Lepidoptera; Papilionidae
Source: the annotation of a GenBank genome assembly